GGAUCCCCAAGAAGAAAUACCCUCUACUUUGUAACCAGAAUGAACUCUUAGCAGCAUCUCUCCUCCAAGCUACCCCCGUGCCAGGGACCAUUCUCCAGCGUCCAGCCAAUAUAGAUAUGCUAUAAAUUACCCGGUAACCAUGGCUACUCCGCGCUGAUUGGCAGAUUGCUUGGCGACGUUGCUGGGGACGUCACGAAAUCUGAAUAAGGAUGCGCGAAUUGCCAAGCUUGGCACUCAGAGCCGAUUAUGGGGCACAGAGGUGGAACGGGAGAAAGUGACAUCUAGGAUUGUGGAGUAGGACACCCUCCCUAGCAGAUUGGUUUGGGGAUCACUGCCGGAACGUUGGAGCAUGUGGGAAUAAAUGACAAUAUUGGCCACCUGUCAUCUGAGCUAUCCACAGAGUCAGUAUUGGUGAAAACAGGCGCCCCCCUAGGACUGUGCCAGGGACACUUGCGUACAAGGCCCGCUGGGACUGAACUUAUAUUUGGGUCUUUGGUUGGGGAGUCUAUGAGGAUUUCACUGGAGUUGGCUUCUGCUGCAGCUGUUUCUUCCAACCAUGAUGGCCCAUUGCGCUGGGUGUGAGAGGCCCAUCCUGGACCGAUUUCUUCUUAAUGUCCUGGACAGAGCCUGGCAUGUCAAAUGUGUGCAGUGCUGUGAGUGCAAGUGCAACCUGACCGAAAAGUGCUUCUCCAGGGAGGGCAAGCUCUACUGCAAAACUGACUUCUUCAGGAGAUUUGGCACCAAAUGUGCAGGAUGCUCCCUUGGGAUCUCUCCAAGUGACUUGGUCAGGAAAGCGAGGAAUAAGGUGUUUCACCUGAACUGUUUCACCUGCAUGGUGUGCAAUAAGCAGCUCUCAACAGGCGAGGAACUCUACAUCAUAGAUGAAAACAAAUUUGUCUGCAAAGAGGAUUAUAUCAGUGCCAGCAGUCUGAAGGAAAGCAGCCUCAACUCAGUGUCUUCUUGCACAGACAGAAGUUUGUCUCCAGAUAUCCAAGACCCUAUACAGGAUGAGAGCAAAGAGACAGACCACUCCACAUCUUCGGACAAAGAGACAGCUAACAAUGAGAAUGAGGAACAGAACUCUGGUACUAAAAGAAGGGGACCCCGGACAACUAUUAAGGCCAAGCAACUGGAGACCCUUAAGGCUGCUUUUAUUGCCACCCCUAAGCCCACCAGACAUAUUCGGGAACAGCUAGCUCAGGAAACAGGGCUUAACAUGCGGGUGAUUCAGGUUUGGUUCCAAAACCGAAGAUCCAAGGAAAGGAGAAUGAAGCAGCUCAGCGCUUUGGGGGCCAGGAGGCAUGCUUUUUUCAGGAGUCCAAGGCGUAUGCGACCCCUGGGAGGAAGGCUGGAUGAGUCAGAAAUCCUGAGCUCUGGGCCUUACAGUUACUAUGGAGAUUAUCAAGGAGAUUAUUAUGGAAGUGGAAAUUAUGACUUUUUUCCUCAUGGACCACCAUCUUCCCAGACACAGUCCCCAGCAGACUCUAGCUAUCUACAGAAUUCUGGACCUGGUUCAACCCCUUUAGGUCCUUUAGAAUCUCAGCUUUCUGGACACCACCCUUCAGAAAACCAAAGAUAUGUGGACAUGAUUUCCCAUCCUGACACUCCCAGUCCUGAGCCGGGUAUGACUGGCCCCCUCCAUCCUAUUUCUGGUGAAGUCUUCACUGGUGGUCCUAGUCCUCCCUUUUCUAUGUCUAACAAUAGUGGCUUUAGUGGUCCUCUGCCCCAUCAGAACCUUGACAUUAAUGAAGCCACUGUAUGGUAAUAAAAGACACUUGUUGACUUGUUGAAAUGAUCUCUUUAGUUGACCAGAAGUCAUUCUGUCUCUUUCCUUCUACUCUUCACUCAACAAUUGGGUGCUUGUACGCCUGAUUCCAACAGACAGGCCCAACCAACCUUGGAAAUGAUUCAGUUCCGUGGUACAUUUUCUCCUUGCUGAGCGAUGGCUGAAUCAACGUAGGAGUGGGCAAUCUGGGGUGAUUAAAAACCAAAACCAAGAACGACACUAAACCAAAAGCCAUUUGUAUGACAGCAGAAGAGAAACUGCAAUCUGUACAAGCUCUCCUUGUCCUGUAGCACCGGAGCCACAAGUCCAGUUAUCGGAAAGAGGGAAGAUAAAUGGGACCAACAUGGCACCAAAACCAAAACACACCUUCAUGACUAUUUAUUAUGAAGCUGCCUCCCUACCCAGCUUGAGAACCAGGAGAAAGCCUAAAACAACAAACUCUACAUGGUACCACGUAUAACAUUUUCUGGACCAGAAACCCAAAAGGAGGCGUUUCACUAGAACAAUCGAGUUCAAAUAUUUUGUAUUUAUUUCACAUUGAACAUGUAUUUUUAAGAAUGAUAAUAAAAAAUGGUUACAGGGGUUUUGUGUCUAAGCUCAAGACAAUGUUAAAAUUAACAGGGAAGCAUUCAUUUCAGAAAUGUCCUUAACGCUGCCUGCCACCCCAUUAAAACCUAUUUUGUAUUUACACGUAAGCCAUUUCUAAGUCAUUGAUUUAGUUACUGUCUUCUCUAAGUUUUGUUCUUUUGGAAGCAUUUCACAUAAUGAUCAUACUACAAAAGAUAAUUUCUGUUUAUUGUGUGUUUAGGUGGAACUGUUAUUCUUUCCAUACUGGGUGCUUUCCUAUGUCUAAGAAAAUACGGGACCAGCUGAAACGAUUGAAUUUUCUGUCUACUGAGCUUACGUCAAGUUUUUUUUGUAUUGAUUAAAUCCUUAGCUGUCAUUAACACUGACUUCCUAAAUCAAGUUCUCUGGUUCAGUUGAUACAUUACCUCAAUGAUAGAUAUAAAGCUGCAGUACUGUUGUAGGGUGCCAUCUAGUGAUCUCUUUCACCAGUGUAACUCUUCCUGUCAAUGGCUUAAUGGAAUCCCAAUGAACCUGAUCAAAAUGUGAAAAUCUAUAGUCUCUCUUUAACAAAAAAAAAAAAAUCAGGAUAAAUAAGUGGAAGAAGAGAUGAUAGGACAAGACUCCCAUUUGCUGUAUUAUAGUUUUAAGAGGCUUUGAAGCUUCACAUUUGCUUAUUUUGUAUAAAGAAACAUGAAAAAUGAAUAAAGUAAGUUUGUGUUCCUGAUUAUUUAUUGUA
Messenger RNA from Xenopus laevis (African clawed frog), 3089 nucleotides. RefSeq names its product LIM homeobox 5 S homeolog (gene lhx5.S). Gene Ontology annotation, cellular component: nucleus. The record is from RefSeq and is marked provisional. NCBI's taxonomy places the organism in Eukaryota, Metazoa, Chordata, Amphibia, Anura, Pipidae. Gene Ontology annotation, biological process: neuron differentiation; regulation of transcription by RNA polymerase II; regulation of DNA-templated transcription. Gene Ontology annotation, molecular function: RNA polymerase II transcription regulatory region sequence-specific DNA binding; transcription coregulator binding; DNA binding.